This is a messenger RNA of Ictidomys tridecemlineatus (thirteen-lined ground squirrel), 4680 nucleotides long. RefSeq names its product solute carrier family 9 member A6 (gene Slc9a6). Lineage: Eukaryota; Metazoa; Chordata; Mammalia; Rodentia; Sciuridae. Gene Ontology annotation, molecular function: sodium:proton antiporter activity; potassium:proton antiporter activity. Gene Ontology annotation, biological process: sodium ion import across plasma membrane; proton transmembrane transport; potassium ion transmembrane transport. The record is from RefSeq and is a predicted model, not a curated record. Gene Ontology annotation, cellular component: recycling endosome; plasma membrane.
UGGCACGGGGUAGAGGAAUUAGUAGAGCGAGCUGGCAUUGCCGCGGCCCCUUUAAGAGAGGAGGCGGCGAGGCGCGCUCCGACGGCUUCCCUCUGGCCCCGCCCCUUUCCCGUGAGCCCUCGGGGAGUGGUCCGACCGCGGGCGGCUGCCGUGGGCGUCUUCGGCUGGGCCGGGGCUUCGGACGGCGCCAGCCGAGCGACAAGAGCCAUGGACGAGGAGAUAGUGUCCGAGAAGCAAGCCGAAGAGAGCCACCGGCAGGACAGCGCCAACCUGCUCAUCUUCAUCCUGCUGCUCACCCUCACUAUUCUCACGAUAUGGCUGUUCAAGCACCGCCGGGCCCGCUUCCUGCACGAAACCGGCCUGGCUAUGAUUUACGGUCUUUUGGUGGGCCUUGUGCUUCGGUAUGGCAUUCAUGUUCCAAGUGAUGUAAAUAAUGUGACCCUGAGCUGUGAAGUGCAGUCAAGUCCAACUACCUUGUUGGUAAAUGUUAGUGGAAAAUUUUAUGAGUAUACGCUGAAAGGAGAGAUUAGCUCACAUGAACUCAAUAAUGUUCAAGAUAAUGAAAUGCUUAGAAAGGUUACUUUUGAUCCAGAAGUAUUUUUCAACAUAUUACUUCCUCCUAUCAUCUUUUAUGCAGGUUAUAGUCUGAAAAGGAGACAUUUCUUUCGGAACCUCGGGUCUAUUCUGGCAUAUGCUUUUCUUGGAACAGCAAUUUCUUGUUUUGUUAUUGGAUCAAUAAUGUAUGGCUGUGUAACGCUGAUGAAGGUAACUGGACAACUUGCUGGAGAUUUUUACUUUACAGAUUGCCUGCUAUUUGGUGCCAUUGUAUCAGCAACAGACCCAGUGACUGUUCUUGCCAUAUUCCAUGAGCUUCAAGUCGACGUUGAACUCUACGCACUUCUUUUUGGUGAAAGUGUCCUCAAUGAUGCUGUUGCCAUAGUGCUUUCCUCUUCAAUAGUGGCAUACCAGCCAGCUGGAGACAAUAGUCACACCUUUGAUGUCACAGCAAUGUUCAAGUCUAUUGGAAUCUUCCUGGGGAUCUUCAGUGGAUCUUUUGCAAUGGGUGCUGCUACUGGAGUGGUGACAGCUUUAGUGACAAAGUUCACCAAAUUGCGGGAGUUUCAGUUGCUGGAGACAGGCUUGUUCUUCUUGAUGUCCUGGAGUACCUUUCUAUUGGCUGAAGCAUGGGGCUUCACAGGUGUUGUUGCAGUAUUGUUUUGUGGCAUCACACAAGCACAUUACACAUACAAUAAUUUGUCCACGGAGUCUCAACAUAGAACAAAACAGUUGUUUGAGCUUCUCAAUUUCUUGGCAGAGAAUUUUAUCUUCUCCUACAUGGGACUGACACUUUUUACCUUCCAGAACCAUGUCUUUAACCCAACAUUCGUAGUAGGAGCUUUUAUUGCUAUUUUCUUGGGAAGAGCUGCCAAUAUUUACCCCUUAUCUUUCUUACUUAAUUUGGGUAGAAGAAGUAAGAUUGGAUCAAAUUUUCAACAUAUGAUGAUGUUUGCUGGCCUUCGUGGUGCAAUGGCAUUUGCUUUGGCCAUUCGAGACACUGCCACUUAUGCUCGGCAAAUGAUGUUCAGCACCACGCUUCUUAUUGUGUUUUUUACCGUGUGGGUAUUUGGUGGUGGUACCACUGCCAUGCUGUCGUGCUUGCAUAUAAGGUACUGUGCUAGACUCUGGGGAUACAGAGAUGAAUUGAGACAUGGCCUUUACCCUCAAGGAGCUCACAGUCUUUUUGGGGAGACUGACAGGGUUGGUGUUGAUUCAGACCAAGAACAUUUGGGUGUUCCAGAAAAUGAACGGAGAACUACCAAAGCAGAGAGUGCUUGGCUCUUCCGGAUAUGGUACAACUUCGAUCAUAACUACCUGAAGCCUCUGCUGACUCAUAGUGGGCCUCCUCUCACCACCACACUCCCCAACUGCUGCGGGCCCAUCGCCAGAUGCCUAACCAGUCCCCAGGCUUAUGAAAACCAAGAACAAUUGAAGGAUGAUGACUCUGAUCUUAUUCUCAAUGAUGGUGAUAUCAGCUUGACAUACGGGGAUUCCACUGUGACCACUGAAUCGACAACAUCUAGUGCCCCUAGGAGAUUCUUGGGCAACAGUUCUGAAGAUGCCCUGGAUCGUGAGCUUGCAUUUGGGGACCACGAGCUGGUCAUUCGUGGGACACGCCUGGUUCUGCCUAUGGAUGAUUCUGAACCCGCAUUAAAUUCAUUAGAGGAUACGAGACACAGCCCAGCCUAAGCUUAUUAAUAUUCACUUAGUGAUUUGUAAAAUUUGCACAUGUGAUUGUGAAGAAAUUUGUACUACCUAAAAAGUCCUAGUGCAUGUCUCUGAAUGUGUAAGCUAUAUAAAUGCUAUUUAUAUGGCAUAGAAAGAAUAUAACUAUCCUGUACAAGGCAGAUUGUUAACAAACUAUUCUUUUAAGUUUUGCUGGCUGCACUAUGUAGGCUGGAUCUGUUUUAGAAAGUUACUUUCACAGUGAUGUUGUGUGUUCUGUUAGCUUUAUGUCUCAGUUAAAGUAUAAAAAGUGAUGGAUUUACUCUAUUUACCUGACACUUAGCAGGAGUACCGAGUUCUUGUGAUGUGAAUUAAUUUGUGUGUGUGUGGUUGGGUGGGGGGAGAAGAAGGAGGGAAGUGUUAUUUCCUAGUGAACCCAGGGAGGAGAGGUUCCUUUGUUGGGACGCUUUUGUUGAUUGCUGCUGCCUUUGUCAUGACCUUUUUCUUUCCCUUUUCUCUUGUGGCCUAUUGUGGUGUAAGGAGCUGAUGACAUUUUGAUCUUGCCCCACUCAGGUUGCAGAGUGAAGUUGGAGUGAAGUAUGGGGCUGUCCCCCCCCCCUUUGCUGUGAAAGAACAGAUUCAUUAACUACAAUACACUGGUGUUUCAAAAGAAGGCUGCAAAUGACCUCCAAGACCUUAUUUCUUUUCCUCUAGGCCAAGACCGUGGAGUUGCAUCCAGCUGGCUUAGCCAAAGUACAGGUGUAUAUAGUUCAGGGCACUUGAUUUAGAUUUGGAGGGGCUGGGGCAGGUGGAGAGGGGACAGAGGGCAAGAAGGGAGUAAUUGGUGUUAGAGGUCUCUCUUCCCAAAUAUGUAAAUAUUCUAUACCAGAUAAGUUUAAAUAAGAAAUUUAAUUGCUGCUUAAUUUUUGAUUAUGUACUUUAUCUGUAUAGCAAGCUUUGUUGUCACAAGUUUUUAUAUCAAUUUAAAUCGCUGCUCUUUAGCAGCCGAACAGGAGCAAAAUGUAAAAUUUUUAAACUUACUGUAUCUAAUUGUCAUUUGUUAGUCUGUAGUUGAUGUUAAAAGUUAAUUUAUGAAUUCAUGAACAUCCCAUACUACAUCAAAGGCAGUCAUAAGAGAAUUGCAAUGCUCUGGAGCAUUUAUUGUAAGGAGGCUCCUUUGUGUGCAGUGGGUAUAGUUGUCUUCAUUGUCAUGUUACUUUUUAAUAUUAAACACCUAAGCUGCCAUGUAUUUUUUUCCACAGUUUUCAAGGAAGAGCACAGAACAAUUUCCCAUUUCAUAUUCAUAGUAUGAAAGUGAAUUCUAUUUUGUAAUGCUGAAAAUACUUAUAGGUACAAUGAAUACUUGAAAGGGGAAUACUUUUUGAUGUUGAUUCUGACCUAUUAAUAAUUCUGAAGAAAAAUAUAAACUUUUGUGGAUUUUUUCCUCAGGUCUGAGUAGCAUUGCCUUAAAUCUUACCCAAUUAGAAAAUUGAUGUACGUACAUGAUGUUCAAAUUUUCCACUGAAAACUAUUCAUCCAAACAAAACACGUACUUAUUCUCCAAAAGAGUUCUGUGCUAUUGCAAACACUCCUUGAGAUUUUAAGGGAAUUCUAAUAUUGUACCCUCUAGUGGCAGCCUUGACUGUUGGCAUAGCCAUUUGUUAUGUAGUGGUAGCAACUUUCCUGCUAUGCAGGAACCCCUCCUGUGAAGUGUAUGUUUUAUAUGAUGUGUGCCUCUUCGUCUAGUAAAUAAUUUCUUGUUGAUGUAUGUUUGAGGGGCUUUGUAUGUCAGCAUCAUCUUCCCACAGAGUUAUUCAAGUUAUAAAAGGUUAUACAAUAAUUUAACAACUACCUUUUUUAUUGUCAGGUUACUGAGCUCACUUUAUGAACAUGGCUGUAAAUACUUAGCAUGAUAAAUUCCGUAACUUGUCUGUUUCAGCAUGCAUAAGACUUCUCAUUAGGGGAACUGAUAAAGCUUGAGUCCACUAAAUCUGCCUUCAGUACUUUAUCAAAGGGGAACCAAGCCUGCUGUGCUUACAUCAUCAGCCUCUGGAAGAUUUUUCUUCUCAAAUCUAUGUGUACAUCUCCACACAAAGAAGAGCAAACAUUUCUGCUCAGACACCCAUUGAAUUGAAAUGCCUGGAUGAACUUUGAUGAAGUACAGUCUGAGUUACCAUCAUGCACAAGUAGAACUGUUCUUGAACCUGUUUUUCUGUUGUUUGUGGAACCUACAUGUUUGAUUGACUUGAACGUUGCAUCUUUUAAAGUUAUUUUUAAAGGUCUCUUGGCAUUUAUCCUAGUUGUCUGUGUUUGGCAAUGUGCUGUUAAAAUAAUAGACUUUUAAUCUUCAUGUAUUUUUUUUUGUUUUCCCUUGGAGUACUUGGACAAAUGUUAUAGUGGUUUCUUUUAGGAAAAUCUGUCAUUAAAGAAAUUAUAGCCUUGCAAAUAACCACUCAC